AUGCCGUCUGCCGCGACUGCGAGGGCUUCCGUCGAGAUGCCAUCUGCGGCUGCGACUAAGGCUACCGCUGCGAGGGCUUCCGCCGCGUUGCCAUCCGUCGCGUUGCCAUCUGCGACUGCGACUAUGUCCGUUGUUGCUGCUCGUGAGGCCGACCCUCUGCAAUCCGCCCUAACCCCUGGUGCGGCUACGACUGCUGCUAAGGCCGCCGCGUUGCCGUCUGCGACUACUGCUAAGGCUGCCGCUGCUGUUCGCGAUGCCGACUCUUUGCAUUCCGCCCUAACCCCUGGUGCGGUUAGUCCUGGUGCUAUUCUUGGGAGCUCUGCGGGGGUUUCAGAUGGUGGUACAGUGCUUCCUGCACCCUCUGCAGCCGAUCGGGGUACUCGUGGCUUACGGCCUGUGGCGGUUUUUGUUUGCAAACCUCUGGUUUUCAAGGUGGUGGCACAGGUUCCUCAGACUGAGGGUACGCCUCCUGUUUCUGGUGUUGCUGUGCCUCAGGAAUGUGUGAAUGCAUGCGGUGGCACCCCGAGUGAGAAAAAUGAUUCGAUGGAUGACCCUCCCGCAUCUCAGAUUGUUGUUGGAUCUUCUGCUGUCUCUGCCUCUGUGGAUGUUGGCUCUGCUCAUCCUGAUGAUGGGAGAUCCUCUAUUCUGGACCCUUCUUCUUGGCAAAAGGCUACUGCUAGGGUUGUGCAACAACAUUAUGGCAAAGGUGAUAGUUCGAAGUUUUGCAAAUUCGUUCUUAAACUUGAAGAAGUGAGUGCUCAUAAUGUAUUCCUCGAACUCGGGUAA
Messenger RNA from Cryptomeria japonica (Japanese cedar), 786 nucleotides. RefSeq lists its product as uncharacterized. The record is from RefSeq and is a predicted model, not a curated record. Bases 1 to 786 code for a protein of 261 amino acids. The transcript has 3 exons. Lineage: Eukaryota; Viridiplantae; Streptophyta; Pinopsida; Cupressales; Cupressaceae.